AUGGCCUUCCAAGUCCCCAACAGAGUGCCGGCCUUCAAUUCUGCGCAGCGCGAAAUAGAGGAUGGCUACUGGCGCGCUGCCACAACCAACAGUCUUUUCGCCAAACAGUCCGGCAUCCAGCUCUCAGAGAAGAUAGGAAACUUCAUAACACCCUCACGAGAACUACCGAUGUAUAAAGAUAAGCCAUAUUUUCAGUCCCGGGGGCGAAAUCCUGUUGGACGGAAGCGGAAGAAGGCGCUGUGGAUUACGAUAUGUGUGGUUUUCUUGGUUAGUUUGUGGUGGUUUUUGGGUGGGAGAGGAGGACAUGCAGGCAUUGUGAGGCCUAUUGGGAUGAAGGGCGGAGAGAUGUGGAAAUGGGUGCAGGGUUUUGAGAAGGGAGUUGUUGGUGGCAAGGGCAAUGCGGUAGAUUGGGAAGAGAGGAGGCAGAGGGUCAAGGAUGCAUUCCUUGUCAGUUGGGGAGGGUAUGAACAGGAUGCUUGGGGAAAGGAUGUUUAUCAACCUCUAGCUAGAACUGGGAGCAAUAUGGUCGAAGACGGAAUUGGCUGGAUAAUCGUCGACACUCUCGACACGCUGAUGCUCAUGAACCUAACAACACAAGUCCAAAAUGCCCGCAAAUGGAUUCGAACCUCGCUCCAUUACCAACAAGACCAGAACGUUAACACGUUCGAAACUACAAUCCGAAUGCUGGGUGGCCUCUUAUCCGCGCACUACCUAUCAAAAAAAUACCCAACCCUUGCUCCGCUGGUAGAUGACGAUGAGGGUGCUCCUGGUGAUGACCUGUAUAUUGAGAAAGCAACUGGUCUAGCGGAUCGGUUACUAGGCGCGUUUGAUUCGCCGUCAGGCAUUCCGUAUGCGAGUCUGAAUCUCAAUUCGUCACAUGGUGUACCGUCGCACACGGAUAACGGGGCGUCAUCGACGGCAGAGGCCGGCAGUUUGCAGCUUGAAUUCAAAUAUUUGGCCAAGUUGACUGGCGAAUCGCAUUACUGGGAGAAGGUAGAGAAAGUUAUGGAAGUCAUCGACGGGAAUGAAAUGAGAGAUGGAUUAUUGCCGAUUUUUAUCCUGGCUGAUACAGGCAAAUUCAUGGGCGAAAAUAUCCGACUGGGAAGUCGGGGGGAUUCCUACUACGAAUAUCUCAUUAAGCAAUUUUUACAAACAUCUGGCGAAGAACCGAUCUACCAGAAUAUGUGGGACCAAGCACUUGCAGGCAUCCGCAAACAUCUCAUCACCUAUACAAAACAUGCUUCCCUAACUCUUGUGGCCGAACGACCUAGCGGGCUCGACGACCCCUUAGUACCCAAAAUGGACCAUUUGGUAUGCUUUUUGCCAGGCACCAUCGCUCUUGGGGCCACGGGUGGCUUACCUCUUUCCAAAGCUCGAAAAUCCCCGGGUUGGAACCGUCAGAAGGAGGAUGAAAUUGUUCUUGCCAAAGAAUUAGUCAAAACAUGCUGGGCGACAUAUCUUGCGACGGAAACGGGCCUAGCUCCCGAAAUCGCAUACUACGAAGUCGAUAAACCCCCAAGGAUGAUGGAGGAUGUGUUCCCAAGGUCGAAGAGCGAAACUAAAGCUGAAAAGGGCGGAAAAGGAAAGGAAAGGGGGAAGGGAGAGGAUAUACAUAUCGUUUCCAAACCUUUAGAACCUCUUGACGACAAGGACAGUGCCUGGAGGAAGGAUGUCAUCAUCAAACCUGCAGACAGGCAUAACCUCCAACGACCUGAAACUAUCGAAUCGCUCUUCUACUUGUACCGCAUCACAGAAGACGAAAUGUACCGCGAAUGGGGUUGGGAAAUGUUCAAAAACUUCGUCAAACAUACAGCCGUCAUUGAGGAGGCAACCAAUGAACAGAGCCACGAGGGGUCGUCAGAAUCCUCGGCCUCGCACGACGAUUCACACCCGUCUAAGAGCUCAUAUAUUCGAGCCUUCACGUCGCUAGCGAAUGCUGACAUGAUCCCUCCUAGAAAAAUAGAUAAUAUGGAAAGCUUCUGGCUUGCCGAGACACUGAAGUAUUUCUAUCUCUUGUUCUCAGACAAGGACUUUAUUCCUCUUACGGAGACGGUUUUCAAUACGGAGGCGCAUAUCUUCCCUCGUUUCAAGAUGGGGAAGCUGUUCAAGACCGGAUGGAAGAGGAAGACCGAGUGGAAAGCUGAGGAAUAA
Messenger RNA from Arthroderma uncinatum, 2151 nucleotides. Its product is annotated as endoplasmic reticulum mannosyl-oligosaccharide 1,2-alpha-mannosidase. Gene Ontology annotation, cellular component: endoplasmic reticulum; membrane. Lineage: Eukaryota; Fungi; Ascomycota; Eurotiomycetes; Onygenales; Arthrodermataceae. Gene Ontology annotation, biological process: N-glycan processing; carbohydrate metabolic process. The transcript has 3 exons. Bases 1 to 2151 code for a protein of 716 amino acids. Gene Ontology annotation, molecular function: mannosyl-oligosaccharide 1,2-alpha-mannosidase activity; calcium ion binding. The record is from RefSeq and is a predicted model, not a curated record.